CUCUCCCGGAAAAUUGAAGAAAAAGAGGAAUAGGCGAGCAGGAUCAAGUGAGACAAGUCUUUCAAGAACUACCAAACAGGUACUGCAUCACAUAGAUCAGAAGUACCACCGAGUUCCACGCUAUCAUGGACAUGAUCCCCAACCCUGACAAACCUUCCUCCUCCGACAGCUGCGUCGCUGGCCCCAACUCCUUCCCCGCUGCCACCGCCCCGUCGCCGAGCCGGUACGAGUCGCAGAAGCGGCGAGACUGGAACACGUUCUGCCAGUAUUUGAAGAACCACCAGCCACCGUUAUCACUGUCGCGGUGCAGCGCCGCCCACGUGCUCGAGUUCCUGCGCUACCUGGACCAGUUCGGCAAGACCAAGGUCCACACUACGGCGUGCCCCUUCUUUGGCUUCCCCAACCCACCCGCCCCAUGCCCUUGCCCCCUCCGCCAGGCGUGGGGAUCCCUUGACGCCCUCACUGGCCGCCUCCGUGCCGCAUUCGAGGAGAAUGGUGGCUCGCACGAAGCGAACCCCUUCGGUGCACGAGCUGUCAGACUCUACCUCCGUGAGGUCCGCGAGUUGCAGGCCAAGGCUCGCGGCAUCAGCUACGACAAGAAGCGCAAGAAGCCACCACGGACGACGCCUUCGCCUCCGCAACAUCAUCACAACCCUCACAGCCCACCAUCCGGCACCACUGCAGCUGCCUAAUCCCCACCAUCCGAAGUACUAUUAUCUAUACCUCUCAACCUCAUAUGAUGUGCAUGCCAUUGCCUUCAGUAGAGUUGCUAAUACGAACCAUAUGUUCCUGCUAACAUGAAGGGUAGCAUACUGUUACCACUACUAGCAUGAGUAUUGGUGGUAGAGCCCUGUGCCUUGAACUGAUAGUUCAUCGUGUACCUUUUCCUUUGAGUGAAAGCUAAUUAGUUCAUCA
Messenger RNA from Musa acuminata subsp. malaccensis (wild Malaysian banana), 915 nucleotides. NCBI's taxonomy places the organism in Eukaryota, Viridiplantae, Streptophyta, Magnoliopsida, Zingiberales, Musaceae. The record is from RefSeq and is a predicted model, not a curated record.